AAUAUAUUGAAAUUAAUACUUCAAGUAUCAAGAUUCUUCGUAUGAUACUUCCAAUUAUCGACACUAUAAGUGCAUUUCUUCACUUCCCCUUCUAAGUGUAUUCCUUCAAAAGUCCACCAUGAAGUUCAUAUUGAUUGUUGCGGUGAUGUCCUGUUUAUAUAUGUAUACGAAUCAAGAACAUAUAGAAAGAUUAGAAGAUGUGCUAGCUUAUGGUAUAGAAAAACCGAAGAAAACUAAACGCGAAGUUGAGGAAUCAAAAACGAGCACGCAGUCACAAUUCCUCCAAUUCGUCGAAGAACAGUUAAUACAGCACACACAAGCAUUGGAACGUAUUUUAAAAACUACAGCAAACAACGAGGAAUUGUUACAAGCAUUAAUAGAACAUUUUUUAAACAACAUGGAUCAGCCCAAAAUGCCUGAAAAGAUCGAGGUACAUGUACCAACAAGGAGGACCUACAAUGAAGAUUCAGAGAACCCUCUGGUUAUGUUUGGAAAGGGGUUUUCAACUUAUGGAAGCCUGUUGAAAGACAUAAUAAUACGGAGGUUUGAAACAGUUGAAACGCCAAAAGAACUUGAUGAAAAUUCCAUAAAGACCCGUCGAGAUAAUGGAAGACACCCGAUAAUGACUCAAGGUAAGAGUGAUCGCAGUGUAAGCCCGUGGUGUUCCAUCGCUGUGCUAUGCCACAAAAAAUUCAACCCUAUUUGUGGAUUCGAUGACAACUUUGGAUAUGGAAAAUUUGACGAUCUUUGUCAUAUGUUACAAGUUAACUGCUAUUGGAAAUACAAUUUUGCUCUCGUGCCGUCUUGUAGACCAAUGAAAAAGUAAAUUCAUGACUUCAAAUAUGUAUUUAUUUAAUAAAUUAUGCUAAUAAUAA
Pieris rapae (cabbage white) is the source of this 875-nucleotide messenger RNA. RefSeq lists its product as uncharacterized. The coding region runs from base 119 to 826 and encodes 235 amino acids. Lineage: Eukaryota; Metazoa; Arthropoda; Insecta; Lepidoptera; Pieridae. The record is from RefSeq and is a predicted model, not a curated record. The transcript has 5 exons.